Molecule: messenger RNA, 1099 nt
Organism: Trifolium pratense (red clover)
Lineage: Eukaryota; Viridiplantae; Streptophyta; Magnoliopsida; Fabales; Fabaceae
Product: cytochrome c-type biogenesis protein CcmE homolog, mitochondrial
Exons: 2
Coding region: 125-937 (270 amino acids)
Biological process (GO): cytochrome complex assembly; protein-heme linkage
Cellular component (GO): plasma membrane
Molecular function (GO): heme binding
Source: RefSeq, a predicted model, not a curated record
UUUAUUCCAUUCACAUCGUGUUGAAGAAGCUUCCCAGUUCCAACCUGUUUCCAGCCAUGGCGGCUUAGCUUAAUUCAAAACCCUAAACCCCCAAUCAUUCCAUUUCUCAAUCAGUCAAUCUCCAAUGGCCACUUCCCUUGCCCUAAGAUUCAGAUCCAAUCUAAUUCGCACCGCCACACUCCUCCACCCUUCUUCUCUCCGUCCACCACCACCACCACUCCCCAAACCCUCACAAUCCCUCUUCUCUUCCCUCUCAAUCACCUCUCCCAUCAUCUCCCACGAAUCCCCCUCCUGGUUCUCCCUCUCCUCCCACCGCUUCCUCUCCACAUCCCGUCGACCUUCCUCCCGCCCCAAGAAAACCGUCGACCCCAUCGCCGCACGCGCUCGUCAACUCCAAACCAAACGUCUCUGGACCUACGCGCUUACAUUCGCCACAUUAUCCGGUUUCGUCGUCAUCAUUCUCAACACCUUUAAUGAUAAAUUAGCUUUCUACGUCAUGCCAACCGAUGCUAUAGAAGAAAUCAAAAACAAUCCAACAGGGAAGUUCUUUCGAUUAGGUGGUUUAGUUCUUGAAGGAAGUGUGGUUUAUCCAUCUUCACGUGAUGUAGAAUUCGUUAUGACCGAUUUGAUUACCGAUAUUGUUGUUCGUUAUGAAGGCCCUUUGCCUGAUAUGUUUAGAGAAGGACACUCUAUUGUUACUCUUGGGUUUGUCAAACCCUUCACCGAUGAGAUUAAGAACAUUGAUACUUCCGGGAGAAUCAACAACGUUUCUGCUAAGGCCAGGAGUGGAGAGUAUUAUUUUUUGGCUACUGAGGUUCUUGCUAAGCAUGAUGAGAAGUAUAUGCCUAAAGAAGUUGCUGCUGCUAUUGAGAAGAAUAAGAAGAUUAUUGCCGAAUCUAAUGAGGAGAAAGCCGCCGAUGGAGGAAUACAUUGCUAGAAGGAUAAUGCAAAGAGAGAUUAGACAAGUUUUGAUUGUUUAUGAGGCUGAGGCUAUUAUACACGUUUUCUUGUUGGAAUGCAUUGUUUUUCUUAAUAAAUAUUUACAGGUGAUUAAAUGAAUGAUAAAUUUUGCUAAAUUGCAAAUUAUUCAGAAAGGGAA